Messenger RNA from Penicillium pulvis, 1119 nucleotides. RefSeq names its product TauD/TfdA dioxygenase family protein. Lineage: Eukaryota; Fungi; Ascomycota; Eurotiomycetes; Eurotiales; Aspergillaceae. The record is from RefSeq and is a predicted model, not a curated record. The transcript has 2 exons. Gene Ontology annotation, molecular function: oxidoreductase activity. Bases 1 to 1119 code for a protein of 372 amino acids.
AUGACUACCACGACGAUUUGCUGCAAGCCUCUCAGUCCGCCCAAUGCCUCAAAAAUUGACUUUGGGGUUGAGCUGACGGGGAUGGACCUUGAGGCUAUGAACGAUGAUGACUUCACUAUCCUCCGUCAAGCUCUGUACGAGAACCAGGUUGUCGUCAUCAAGAACCAAGGCAACCUGACCCCUCGAGCACAAUACGAGCUCACCCGCCGAUUCGACCCUGCCGCUGGAGUCUACAGCCACGGCAAAUCCAUCGACAAAAGAAGCGUUCUCCACGCAGAUCUCACAACAAUUCCUCACCAACCACAAGUGCAAGUGAUUGGCCACGGUUCCAUUAAGGACUAUGAAGGAUUAUCCAAUAUCCAGCUACGACACCCUCACCACAAGGCCUUCCACAAGACUCCGAUCUCGGCUGAAGAGAACGAGGACUUCACGCAUUUCUAUCGCUGGCACAUUGACUCGGCGAUGUACAACCUGGAUCCGCCUCUUGUAACAUCGCUGCUAGCAGUCCAAGUACCCAAGGGCAGACGUCAGACCUGCCGCUAUGACGACGGUACAAACGAUACCCUCGAUGUGCCCCUCGGAACGACAGCAUUCUUCAGCGGAUACCGUCUCUACGAACUACUAUCCGAAGAAGAGAAGCAUUUCGUACGCACAAGCAAGGUUGAAUAUGCACCUCACCCCUACAUCUGGAUGAGCAAGGCAAAGUCUCGCUCCAAUGGGCUUGGCAUUGUAUCUGAAGGACUAGAACUUGCGGAAGAGGAUUUACCCCCAUUCGAGUCCGACAAGAUCAAAAUUUACCCCAUGGCCUGGAAAAAUCCAGUCACCGGAAAAUUGGCGAUGAUGGUAUACCCAACCUGUGUCAGGAAGAUUCAUCUUGAAAAUGGUGAAGUUUUGGAUAACCUUUCCGAGAUUCGGGAGCGCUUGUAUAAGUUGCAGAGAAGGGGUAUCGAUCCUACUCUGAUCUAUCCUCAUGAUUGGCAAGAGGGAGAUCUUGUGCUCUUUAACAAUCAUGGAGUUAUGCAUUCUAUUGUGGGCUCGUUCAAGGAUCAUGAGGUUCGAAUUUUCAGGCAAUGUAACAUGGCCGCGAGUCGGCCUCCAAACGGACCUUCAGCGGCCUGA